CAUCUACAUGUACACUGUGCAACUCACUGCCGUGUGAAUCUCGACUUAAAGCAGAUAGAUAACGGGUCCUGGCAGCCCGCAAGAGAAUCAUCGCCGUUGAGCCCAUUUGACUGUUAUAUGUCUUUACAAUUGAACGCUUGUCGCGGCUGCGCCGACGCCCGAUUCUUCUAUUGUGCGUGGAAGACAGGAUCUCGAUAAAGAUCUUAAACCAGACGACCAUGAUGGUGAUGAUGCAUCCGUGGAAUUAUCAGCCCGGUGUCUGACUGCGAUGGAGCCGACCGCGCUCAAGUGGAGCUCCUUGCUAGCUAGCUAGCUAGCUAGCUAGCUGGCUAACGGUGCCCGCCGGGAUACACUCGACCCCCCGAGCAGCCCUGGAUAACGUCGCCUCGAUGGCUGUGAUUGCUGUUUGUUCCGACUACAUCAGACCAAAUUGAACGAUGUCCCUCGUUUUGACCUAAACAUGGAUCAUAUCUGCUGGAAAAUGUGUUAACUUGUUGGUUUAGGUUUUUUUCUCCACAUGACGGCGUUCUCUUUUUUUCAACACACUCGCUUUUUGCUACAUCUUUAAUGCUCUUUGGAUGCCUCUGUGACAUUACUUCGACGGCGUGGAUCACGAUGGCCCAGCUGUUGGACAGGGCCGGCAAACUUGGCUGGACUCUUCUGAAGGCUGUGUCCCGUUUCGUGUUUAUGUUCAUUAACAACUGUGUAGCCAUCCCGUCCUACUGCCUGUACCUGCUGGUGCUGCAGCCCUUGAGAAUAUGGCACAGCUCCACGUUCUGGCACCUCGAGGGCGUCAUGUUUAAAUGGAUGCUGGCCAUGGUGUCGUCGUGGGGCUGGAUCGCAGGCUAUACAGUCACCGAAUGGGGCGAUGAUGUGCGGCCCAUUUCUGAAGAUGAAGCCAUGGUCAUUGUCAACCAUCAGUCCACGGGAGAUGUAUGCACCCUUAUGAUGUGCCUGCAAGACAAGGGCAUGGUGGUACGAAAAAUGAUGUGGUUGAUGGACCAUGUGUUCAAAUACACAAACUUUGGCCUAGUGUCCCUUAUACACGGUGACUUCUUCAUCAGACAGGGUAAAGCCCACCGAGACAAGCAGCUGGUCUACUUGAAGGAACACUUAGACAAAUAUUACCAUAGUCGUGACAGGAAGUGGAUCGUACUGUUCCCUGAGGGUGGCUUCCUGCGCAAGCGGAGGGAAACCAGCCAGUUGUUUGCCAAAAAGCAUUCUCUACCCCACCUGACCCACGUCACGCUGCCUCGCCUCGGUGCCACCCAGGUCAUCCUGAAAACUUUGUCAGCCCAGCAUGAAAAUGGCAGUGUGGGUAAUGAGAGCGGGACACCCAACCAGACCGGUAAAAAGCGCAAAGGGCUGCAGUGGGUGAUAGAUGUGACCAUAGCUUAUCCCAAAGCCAGACCCAUGGACAUCCAGACGUGGAUUUUUGGCUACAGGUCGGCAACAGUCACCCAUGUUCACUACAGGAUGUACCCAAUUAAAGAAGUUCCUGUUGAGGAGCAGGCUCUGACAGACUGGCUGUAUCAGAGGUUUGUGGAGAAAGAGGACUUACUGGCCCACUUCUACGACACAGGAACGUUCCCGCCUCCAGAGGGCCAGAAAGAAGCGAUCUCUCGGCAAAUGACACUGGACCCCGUGUGGCUGUGCGCCAUCCAGUCAUUUGCCUUCGUCUCCGGCUACAUGUGGUACAGCCUCUUGCGGCACCUCUACUGCGGUAUGUUUUGAGUACGCCGACGAGGUGAGCAGGAAGAAGCGCUUCGGGAUCCGCCGGUGUCAUGCAAUGGAUGACUGUACCUUUGCGAUUCACGCGGCGGGACUAAAGACUGGGGGGCACUAAAAAAAAUAAAAUAAUAUGUAUACGACGUGUAGACAAACAGAAUUACAGGCCCAACACGACACAUGAUCUUUCACAUCAUGGCUCUCAUGUUGAUGUUUACACAUAGGCCCGCGCAUUCAAGAGGCUCAGGACAAAGAACUGCUGUAGUUUCAUGAAGUGUGUUUGGACAUGUGCGUCUGUGAAUACUGUGAGAAUACAAGCAUCAAGUCCACCUUUUAGCCUGCCCUCUUUCUCACGCCCAGUGGACGUCUCGAAGCAGCCGCGUGGACGCUCUCCUCCUCACCCCCCUCAGCCCACAUUGCACUAAAGAUCCAAACUGCUCCCUGUCCCAGGAUAUCUUCCUGAAUGGUAGCUACCUACAUAUGGUUUUUUUUUUCCAUUUCUUUUUAGCCUGCGCAUCUCCACGACAGCCAGCACAUUUAUCUUUUUUUUGUCGUCUGGACUGUUUACACUGGCGAACCCGCUCCAAGUUAAACGGCGUCAAACCUUAGUGGAAACAUACAGAUCACUUGAAAAGCAAUUUGUCUUUUGCUCAUAACUAUGUGCGUCAUCUCAAAAAAGAUGGACUGAGAAAGCUAGACUUUUUUUUGUUUCCACCCUUUUAUCACGCGGUAUAGUUUUACAUUUAUUUAAGCCAUACGCUCAUGUCCACAAACACAAGGGAACAUAAUUGUUUGUGCUGAAUGGGUGAGAGAAAAAAAUAUAUGACUGUUCACUUUGGCUUUAAGAAGUGCAGCCAUUCAUACAGUAGGAAGAAGUGAUAAUGUGUGGGUGCCCCCUCCCUUAUUUUUUAAUGAACUUUUUCCCCUUGAAUAAUGUGCUUUAUGUGUUGUUACUGUGUGACGUCAGAAGGUGGAGACAAUUCAUAAAAUAUUUCAUUUUAAAAACACAAAACCCUCUGUACAUAACAAACCUCGAAAAGCAAUGUCCGUCACCUGUCUGUGAAUAAGUCAAGUUUUAUUUUUAUUUUAUUUUUUAAACAAAAUAUAAUUUUGUGUGUACUUCUCAUUGGUACACUGUUGUGAUUUUAUUUUUAUUUUCCUGUUUCCAAGCAAGACGUUAUUGGCAAUGCUACCCAAGCCUUGUGUCAUCCCGAACACUUUUGGUCGUGACGAUCCAAUGUUAAACCAUCUUUUUGUUCUAAGCUUUUGCCAAUACCUUAGGACAGAGUUUCCCAAAACGUUAGCUCAAGCCUUGAAUUUUGUUCCUUUACGAAAAUGGACGUGAAAAUGUAUCAUUAAUUGUCUAUUACAACAAGCACCAAUUGCCAAGAAAUGGAGGACUUUGUAUUUUAUUUGAAACUUACAUAAAUUACAAUCGAAAACCCAAAUAAAAUGGACACAGACAUCAUUUUGGGGAAACCCUGUCUAAAAAGAUUACAUUUCCCAGUUAUGGUGUUUUCCUAAGGGAAAAAAAGAUUUGUUAGGACCAAUUGUUCCAAAAGGGUUGAGCUGAAAAAUGUUAUUUAGUUCUGAAAGUCAUUUGAUUAAAAAAAAAAAAAAAAUCUAGAGGUGUGGCAUUUGUUGUUGGCAUUAAUAAUAUAAAUUUUAUUGGUUGCCGGCCCGCAUUCUUUGUCACUUUUGGUAAAAACUGUUAAAUACAAAAAAAAAUACCUAACUUAAAAGGUAAAACAUUUUAAAAUCUGUCAUUCAUUGGGCCUUAUCAGAUUUUUUUUUUUCAACCGUGUUCCGUGUUUCCAAAGAAGGCAGGGAAAGUGAUGUUUUCCUAGCUGUGGUUUUAGGAAAUAAACACAAUAAGGAUUAAAACAAAUGAUACUAGAACUGUCUGUAAUUCCCCAUUUUGUACUUCUCCUUUCAAUUCCUAGUUACACAGCCAACACAAAAAAAACUUGUGCUGGAAUAAAAUAUCAAAGAUCGUAAA
Molecule: messenger RNA, 3727 nt
Organism: Syngnathus acus (greater pipefish)
Lineage: Eukaryota; Metazoa; Chordata; Actinopteri; Syngnathiformes; Syngnathidae
Gene: lpgat1
Product: lysophosphatidylglycerol acyltransferase 1
Exons: 8
Coding region: 568-1734 (388 amino acids)
Cellular component (GO): endomembrane system
Molecular function (GO): acyltransferase activity
Source: RefSeq, a predicted model, not a curated record